This is a messenger RNA of Strongyloides ratti, 1545 nucleotides long. RefSeq names its product Solute carrier family 40 member 1. Gene Ontology annotation, molecular function: iron ion transmembrane transporter activity. Gene Ontology annotation, cellular component: membrane. The record is from RefSeq and is a predicted model, not a curated record. The transcript is spliced from 6 exons. Gene Ontology annotation, biological process: iron ion transmembrane transport. NCBI's taxonomy places the organism in Eukaryota, Metazoa, Nematoda, Chromadorea, Rhabditida, Strongyloididae. The coding region runs from base 1 to 1545 and encodes 514 amino acids.
AUGAUAGCAGAAAAUUUUGUGACAAAAAAAUCUUUUUAUCUUCUUUAUAUUGCAUAUAGCAUUUCAAGUUUUGGUGAUAGAAUGUGGACUUUUGCUGUAUCACUUAUAAUGGUAUUAAUUGGUGGAUUAAAAUUGAUAGGUUUAUAUCAGUUAAUUGACGGCCUCUCUUCAAUGGCAUUUUCAUCAAUAAUAGGAAAUAUGUUAGAUCGCCAUAAAAGAAAUGUUGGCAUACAAGCUGUUUUAGCUGGAGCCUUAUUUUUUAAUGCUCUUUCUAAUAUUGCAUCUGGUGGAGAGAAACUUGCUUUUACAAAAGAUUGGAUUGUUGUUUUGGCAACAUACUCAGAUGGUGAUGUUACUCUAGCUGAAUGUAACUCAAAAAUGCACAUCAUUGAUCAAACAUCAGCUAUGUUAUCUCCUGUUAUUGUUGGAUAUAUGUUAACAUUUCAAUCUUAUCAAACAAUUGCUAUAGUAUUAGCUAUAUGGAAUCUUUUAUCAUGGAUUGUUGAAUUUAUUGCUCUUAAAAAACUUUAUAACUCUGUACCACAUCUUAGAACAAGACAACACAAAAAUAUUGAUAAUGGAAUACCACUUUUAGAUUCCAAAUGUAAAAAUGAUAAUAAUAAAGAAAAUAAAAAAGUUGUAAAAUUAUCCUUUUGUUCAAUGAUAAAAACAUACUUUAGGCAACCUAUAUUUUUAGCAGCAUAUGCUUUAGCAUUAUUAUAUUUUACAGUUCUUGGAUCUGAUGGUCUUGGUAUAGGUUAUGCUAAAACAAUGGGUCUUCCAGAAAUAUGGAUAGGAUAUUCAAGAUUUGUUGGUAGUGCCUUAGGAGUAUUAUCAGCAUUUGUCUAUCCAUUUAUUCAAAAAUGUAUUGGAACAGAAAAAACAAGUUUAUUAGGUUUUAUAUUACAAAUAACAUGUCUAUUAUUUUCUAUUAUAUCAAUAUUCUUACCUGGAAGCCCAUUUGAUCCAAAAGAAUUUUAUGAAACAUUUGAAUUUUCAACAUGGUUUAAAAAUAUAUUUAGUGGUGCCACUUUUGUUAGAAUGUCAGGAGAGAUAACAGGUGAAGAAGGUAGUAAUUUAUUUGUAAGUACUAGUAAAACAAUUAUCAAUACAACAUUAAUCGAAUCACCUUAUGUUGAUGAAGAAAUUAUAAAAGAUAAUUAUAUUUUUGGAUUAUCAACAAAUCCCUCAAGUGUUCUGACAUUCCUUUUUAGUAUUAUUACAGCUCGCUUUGGUUUAUGGUUAAUUGAUAUUGGUAUAACACAAAUAAUGCAAGAAAAUGUUCCAGAAAGUCAAAGAGGAACUGUUUUUGGUGUACAGGGAUCUAUAUGUAAUGCUUUUAGUGUUAUGAAAGAUAUAAUGGUUAUUCUACUACCUGAUGUUAGAACAUUUGGUAUUUUAAUAAUAAUAUCAGUUAUUGCAGUUAUGUGUGGAUUCAUUUUUUAUAUAACAUUUAUUUGUCUUCAAUAUGUUAAAAGGAAAAAGACUUUAGAUUCUGAAACUGCAGAUAUUUUAUUAAAGAUAAUUUUUACAUUUUAUGGAUAA